UACCACAAAAAAAGAGUGACCAGAAUUUGUUUUGCUUUGGCCACGGAAGUGUAUCAUCGUAUUUCUCGAAAUAUCUUCCAGAAAAUAGCUCGAAAAUGACGAAAGUUGCUGAUAACUUGAACCCGAAUAUAUACGAAAAGGCUUCAGAGCGAGAAAUCUCUUCUACGGACCUGGAUGAAGACGUUGCAGACGAUUUUGACGAGAAGGAAAUCUUCGAUUUAAUACGCAAUAUUAACGAUCCAGAACAUCCGUUGACUCUAGAAGAGCUAAGAGUGGUGCAAGAAGAGAAUGUCUUCGUAAAUAACAAGGAAAACACGGUGGAAGUACAUUUUACGCCCACUAUUCCCCACUGUAGUAUGGCCACUUUGAUAGGCCUGUCCAUCCGUGUGCAGCUCCUCCGAGCACUCCCCUCCCGGUUCAAAGUAUCCGUGCAGGUAUCCGAGGGCACACACCAGUCCGAACAUGCAGUGAACAAGCAGUUAGCGGACAAGGAACGUGUAGCUGCUGCAUUGGAGAAUAACACCUUGCUGCAGAUCAUUAACCAGUGCAUUGCUACCGUUUAGUUUUUAGUUUGAUUUUAUAGUUGAAGCACCAUCAGGCCUGUUAUCUUUAACUUUGUCUUAUAAUAUAAUAUAUUAUAAGAUAAACUACCAUAUCCGACAUAUUUCAUAUUUUAUUGUUACAACCAUUGAUUUACCACGUUACAACUGUGGGAGUGCUCAAAUCAAUAGCGCGAGCACCUUGGUUCACUUGCAUGGACGAACUUCACGAGUACCUUGGAAUGAGGACAGUUAAGCAAGAAAUUGCCACCACUACAAGGCUAUACAGAGAUCGAAUUACUCAUCACCAAAACAAACUGGCCCGGAGUUUAAGUGACAACCACUAUAUGAGACGCCUCAAAAGGACGCACAUAUGGGAUGACAUACAGUAGCACCUUAAUGAAGGCAGCCUUCUAAUGAGGGGGCCUGUCCUGCAUGUUAAUAAAACGAGACCAUCAAAACUGCUUAUGGUCAGUCGACCGAUCGCAUGUUUGGGCACAAAAAUGAAAAAAAAAAAAACAUCUGUCAAGUGGCCAAUUGUGUUCAAAAUGAGUUGUGCAGUCUCACUUCCGCUUUUAAUUUCUCAAUAACAACUGACGAUUCUGAGCAUUGAUUUACUACUACCGUAGAAUGAACAUCAGCGCUCAAAAAGUGGAACACAAAGUUACUGUUAAUAUAGCGGCGUUGACAGUACUUUACCUCAGUGCGCGAUUAGGCGCCGAACUGGCAACACGGGGAAGUGCGUGGUAAAAACUUGCAAAAAUAGAAACUCAAAGGAUAAAAGCAUAGGAUAGUGUGGCCAGAUGAGAUGUAUGAGAGAGAGUAUGUAUGUAGAAAAAUAUUAAAAUUGUAAUUAAUUUAUUUAUAAGUUUGUUACAUUGUAUAAUGAUUAUAUUGUAUAAAGUUUAAAAGUAAUUGUGAUAUACUUAUUUUGUAAUUGUAAAGUAAAUAAAAUGUUCUUCUUUUUAA
Messenger RNA from Pectinophora gossypiella (pink bollworm), 1508 nucleotides. It is a transcript of the gene galla-2, whose product is annotated as MIP18 family protein galla-2. Lineage: Eukaryota; Metazoa; Arthropoda; Insecta; Lepidoptera; Gelechiidae. The record is from RefSeq and is a predicted model, not a curated record. The coding region runs from base 96 to 563 and encodes 155 amino acids. The transcript is spliced from 2 exons. Gene Ontology annotation, cellular component: cytosolic [4Fe-4S] assembly targeting complex. Gene Ontology annotation, biological process: iron-sulfur cluster assembly.